AUGAACACCACAGACACAUCUCACCGCAAGGGCCUGGUCGGCGCCGGGCCCACGACUUCAUUCUGGCUCUACGAUUCCGAGACCGGUUUCGACCUCACGCACCCCGCCACGCCAGACUCCAAACCCCUCUACCCGCGUGUCACUCUCCCCACCACAUCGCUGCCCAUCACCAUCAGUCCUGCGAAGACCGCACUCGUGAUCAUCGACAUGCAGAACUUCUUCAUCUCCCCCUCUCUGGGCCGCCCUGCUGAUGGCAAGGGCCUCAAGGCACAAGAUCAACUCCUCAAGCACGCCAUUCCCGCCGCCCGCCGCGCAGGCAUCCGCAUCAUCUGGCUCAACUGGGGGCUCACGGACGCUGAUCUGAGCAAGAUGCCCCCGGCAACCUUUCGUGCCUUUGGCUUUGGCAGCCCCUCGCGCCAACCCGCCAUCGACAGCCACGGCGUCAACGAGCUCGCGCCCCAAAUCUCGCGCCAGCUCGAAUCCGGCGGCAAGAACGCCCGCAUCUACAAAGGCCUCGGCAGCGAGAUCGGCCCCGUCACCACCGCGGACGGCACCACCGUCGAAGCUGGCCGGCUGCUGUUCCGCGACACGUGGAAUGCGGCCAUGACCCCGGAACUGAUGGCGGAAUGGGAGGCGGGCAAGACGCAGAAGGCGGUGCCGGACGUGUGGCUGCACAAGAACCGCAUGAGCGGGCUGUGGGGCCAGAGCACCGACGCGACCGACUUUGUUGAGGAGCAGGGCAUUACGACGUUGGUGUUUGCGGGGGUUAAUACUGAUCAAUGCGUCGGCGGCAGCCUGCAAGACGCCUUCUCCCGGGGCUACGACUGCAUCCUGCUGUCCGACGGGGCGGCGACGACGAGUCCCCCCAGCAGCCAGGAGAGUAUCGAGUUCAACUGCGCAAAGACGUGGGGGUUCUGCACCACGUGCGAGAAGUUUGCCGAGGGUGUGGACAAGAUCGAUCGUGGUCCUGUGUAG
Molecule: messenger RNA, 975 nt
Organism: Cyphellophora europaea CBS 101466
Lineage: Eukaryota; Fungi; Ascomycota; Eurotiomycetes; Chaetothyriales; Cyphellophoraceae
Exons: 3
Coding region: 1-975 (324 amino acids)
Source: RefSeq, a predicted model, not a curated record